AUGACUGGAAUAGGACAAAAAGGUUUUAAAAUAGCUCUGUUGAAAUUAUCCAAGGGGUUCAACAAGACGCAAAAUGUGAGAAUUGCCAUGAGUGAGAUACACAGAGCUAAGAAGAAUGGUGCACAACUAAUAGUACUGCCGGAAUGUUUUAAUUCACCCUACGGAACAGAUUAUUUUGAAGAUUACGCAGAGGAAGUACCAUCUGGUAGCACCUGUAGAGCGUUAGCCAGGACUGCUGCGGAAUCUAACGUUUGUGUUGUUGGCGGCACUGUGCCUGAAAAAUACGGGAACAAAGUUUACAAUACCUGCACUGUGUGGAGCAACCGCGGGAAACUGUUGGCUAUCCAUCGACAGAUGCAUUUCAUUGAAGUCGACACUCCAAACACACAAAAUUUAAAUAAGACAAACGUUCUUAGUACUGGUGAUGAAAUAACCACAUUCGAGUAUGAAGGAACAAAAAUCGGUAUUGGGAUUUCUCAUGAUUUGUUCUUCCCAGAAUUGGCCCACCUCAUGAGUAAGCAGGGUUGCUCUCUGUUGGUGUAUUUGGGGGCGUUUGGUAAAAUAAUGGGAGUUGAGCCCACCCAGGUGUUUGCUCGCUCCCGCGCUGGUGACGAGCAACUAUGGGUGGCGCUCGCGAGCUCGGCGGACGCGUGUUUGAUGCUCGUGGAUCCCCGGGCCACAGUCGUUGCACGAACAGAACGCCAGAUACUUAUUGCGGACAUCGAUUUAAAUUUAGUAGAAGAGGUUCGAAGGCAAAUAUCAAUUAGAGCUCAGAAGAUCGAUGGCUACACAGUUCACGUAAAAGCUUGCUGUAAAUUCCCGGUUUCAAGUUAAGUUGGUUAUAUAUCAUAGACACCUAGGUGUAGCGCUCCAUUGAGCUGAUUUGAGUUAUGAUGAUGUUUGUAAUUUCUGGACUGUCAAACCAGACUUGAAAAUAUUUGUUGUACAU
This is a messenger RNA of Melitaea cinxia (Glanville fritillary), 949 nucleotides long. Its product is annotated as omega-amidase NIT2-like. Gene Ontology annotation, cellular component: mitochondrion. Gene Ontology annotation, molecular function: omega-amidase activity. The record is from RefSeq and is a predicted model, not a curated record. Gene Ontology annotation, biological process: oxaloacetate metabolic process; L-glutamine metabolic process. The transcript is spliced from 6 exons. The coding region runs from base 1 to 834 and encodes 277 amino acids. NCBI's taxonomy places the organism in Eukaryota, Metazoa, Arthropoda, Insecta, Lepidoptera, Nymphalidae.